AUGGCCAUCCUCAGCAGCCUACUUCCCAUUAUCUUCACACAUGCAGCCCACCUUUUCACCCAUAAAGACAACUCCAUCCCCCACUCUCUAUCCCAAUCAUUUCUAAGAGAUCUGAUCAACUGUAGGCUGGUCCUGACUUGCAAUACCGCCCUCUCUCUCUACCUUCACCUGUCGGUACGGCUUCUGCUUCACCACUCAGGUCAGCAUGCUACAUCCCUCCCAUACAGCGGCCUUCUAACCGUCCCUUGCAGUUACUUUCAACUCAGCAACAUGGCUCGAAAGAGGCCUGCUCCCGAGGCCAUCGAGCCCACCACUGCGUCGAAGAGAGGCCGGACUUCCAUGACGAAGAAGACACCCGCAGCGAGAACCCAGGAGACGGCGCGCAAGAGGGUUGUGGCUCAGAAAAAGCCCAGGCAGACAGUUCAUGCUCCUACACAGGAGGAAAUCGCAGAAUACAAUGCCGAAGAGCAAGCCACAGCUCCCAUAGGCCAAGCAAAAACUACGUCGACUGAGAGAGAAAUUGCAGCUCCUAAGAAUCAGGAAACAACCACGGCCACCAGGCCGAACAACAGACGGAAACAAACUGCACCCAACAAGAAUCAGAAAGCAACCGCGUCCACCAAGCCAAAACGGGCUGCAGCUCCGAAGAGCCGGAAAGCAACUGCUUCAACCAGACAGAAACAAACUACAGCCCCCGAAAACCAGAAGACCCCCGCGUCCACUAGGCAGAAGCGAGCGGCAGUUCCCACGGAGGAACAGGAGGCACCCCCCACCAAGAAGCAGAAACAGAGUAUCUCCACUGCAGCUGAACAUGCUCCAUCGAAGACCCAGGUCCCCUUUGUGACCCCUCCCCCCGAGGCAAAAGCGGCGCCUACCAGAUCAUACGUGUACAACUUUGAGUUCUUCGAAGAUAUGGCCAAGACGAUUGCCAGCAACUUUCCUUUCGUUGAAUUCGCCGCAAGACAUUCAUGCAAUAUCCAUGAGGUUGCUCGAGUGAUCAGUGCAAUUAUUGUCGGCCCUCUCUCUGAUCCUUCUUUUGAUUGGUACGAUAAUGAGGAUUUGACGAUUCCAAGCUAUGUGACGAUGAUGACGGAGGCGUGGGAGCGGCAUUACCAGAAGAUACUCGUGGCCAACAUACAGCCGGUCGAGUCUGACGACAGCACUCAUAGGACUGAGGAUUCCGAUGAAUCUGAUGAUGGGUCAUCUAGUGACAGUGACAGUGAUGCUGCCUCGAGCAGUUCUUCGGACGAUUCUUGCCUGGCCCCAGUAUAUCUCGUCGAUGAGGCGAAAGACGAAGUCAGCGAGGAAGUCAGAGCGACGGUGAUGAAAGCAGUGAGAGAGCCUCCGUUGAACAAACCGAAGUAUGUCCCUGUUGAGAGACGUCGUGUGCAUGUCUACAAAGAUGAAUGGGGCAGCUACGUGCCAGUGCCUACGAAGGAAGAACAGGGAGAGCAGGAGCGUCGCCAUUGGUCGGAGAAAGAGACCCGGCGCAUCCGUCAGAACCGAGGCAGAGGUAUGCUGGGGCCAUCGUCGCAGAUGCAAGAUGUACCUGAAGAGCUGGACGUGGAGUUGGAAGAAGAGAAUUUCGGAGACAUGGAGUUGGAGAUGGAUCCAAACCUGCGUCGCGCUGUGGAGAAUCCGUGCCCAGCAUUUGUGGGAGGGAACCUAGGAGAGCAAUUUGGAGCGUUCAUGUUCUGA
Aspergillus terreus NIH2624 is the source of this 1698-nucleotide messenger RNA. RefSeq lists its product as uncharacterized. The transcript is spliced from 2 exons. Lineage: Eukaryota; Fungi; Ascomycota; Eurotiomycetes; Eurotiales; Aspergillaceae. Bases 1 to 1698 code for a protein of 565 amino acids. The record is from RefSeq and is a predicted model, not a curated record.